ACGACGCCACGACCAGCGCUUCCGUUCCGUCUUCAACUACCCACAUGUCGGAGCUCCAACGUGUUGUACGGCGACAUUGAUCCUCAAAGCUCUUUAAACGUCUCCGUUUGGGUCAUAAAAAACGAGCGAAAUGACGGAAGGUAAAGCAGAAUCCACCUCAGCGCGAGCAAAAGAGCUACUGGCUCUGAAUCCGGCCCAAGAGUCCGAGUUUAAGAAGAAAGUCCAGGAGGCGAAGCAGAAGAAGUCCGGGAAGGGUGGACGUCUGACUCCAGGUGUGGUUUACGUCGGUCACCUGCCUUUGGGACUAUUUGAGCCGCAGCUUAAAUCGUACUUUGAACAGUUUGGGAGGGUCCUGCGUCUUCGUUUGUCCAGAAGCAAGAAGACUGGUGGAAGUAAAGGCUACGCGUUUUUGGAGUUUGAAUGUGAUGAAGUAGCAAAGAUUGUUGUGGAGACCAUGAACAAUUACCUGAUGGGGGAGAAACUCAUCAAAUGUCAUCUGAUUCCUCCCGAGAAGGUACAUGAGAAGCUGUUUGUUGGCUCCCAAAAGACUUUUAAAAAACCUUCAAAUCCCGCUGUAAAGCGGUACAACAGGAAGCGUUCAGCAGAGCAGGUGGCCAAAAUGACGGAGCGGCUUCUACGCAAAGAGUCCAAGCUCCGCAAGAAGUUGGAAGCACAGGGAAUUGACUAUGACUUCCCUGGAUUUGCUGCUCAGGUGUCUCAGAAGAAGAAGUCAUCAGCUGCCAUGGACACGUCUUCGUGUAGUGACGACACCACCCCCGCCUGCACGCCGUCCUUCCUGGAGAGGAGGAAGUCCAUGGUUGUAGACGACGAUGACGACCGUGAGAUUGUCGUUAAGAUGCCGGCUGUAGAUUGCGAUGAAGAUGACAGUGAGGAUGAUGAGGAAAUCGUCUCCCAGAGCUCAGAAGAGGACACGGAGACAUAGUGGAUGUGGACGGGGGACUUUUAGGAGCUGGAUAUAAAUACGGACUUCAGUUUGCCUCCAAACAAACUCGAGGCUUUGAACUGUGUUCUUAAGGUGAACAGUUGUAAUAAUGAAAGCAGCAACAGUCUAGAGGCACCCCACCAGGUGUUUUAGGGUUUCUGACCAACCUUAAGGUGAGUUUGAUGAACCUGCAGCCGUCCCGGAUCUGCUGCUGUUGUCGGGAAAUACUUUAAUAAAAUAAAUAAUAACCUUCCUGAA
This is a messenger RNA of Nothobranchius furzeri (turquoise killifish), 1201 nucleotides long. It is a transcript of the gene nifk, whose product is annotated as nucleolar protein interacting with the FHA domain of MKI67. Gene Ontology annotation, biological process: maturation of LSU-rRNA from tricistronic rRNA transcript (SSU-rRNA, 5.8S rRNA, LSU-rRNA). Gene Ontology annotation, cellular component: nucleolus. Gene Ontology annotation, molecular function: RNA binding. Lineage: Eukaryota; Metazoa; Chordata; Actinopteri; Cyprinodontiformes; Nothobranchiidae. The record is from RefSeq and is a predicted model, not a curated record.